UCUUUCACUUCUGAAACAGAAGGCAAAUCUUGGUUCUUGCUCGUACAAGUACAAGGUUUGCUUCUGAGAAACAUCUUUUCUUUUGCUUUUGUUUUUCGUUCUCUUUUGUUUCUUUGUUUCUUUUUUCUCUGUCUCUCAUCUUGAACGAAAAUAAAGAGAGAAUUUGAGGAGAAGUUUUUGUUUUGCGUGCAUUUGGGUGUAAUGGGCAAUUGGAGAAAUCGUCCCCCGCGUAGAAUUUUCCGUCAACCACGAGCUCCAUGGCCGCCCCCUGAACCGCACGACCCUGGUCCUCCUCCUGGACUACAAGAUGGUGUGCCUUUAUGGGAAAAGAAAUUUUGCACUUUGGUUGGAUCAAUACCAUGGGGGAAGGUAGUAGACGCCAAGAAGUUUAUGUAUUGCCACAACAAUAUACUUAGUUGGGAUGAUUCUGCGGGUGAAGAGGCAUUUCAAAAUGCGAAAAAACGUUUUUGGGCAAAGAUCAAUGGACUCCAAUGCGAUAUCUCUCUUCCUGAUCCGGAUGUUUAUAUUGAUGACAUAGAUUGGAACCCUACCAUUGAUCCUGAACUGAUUAAGGAAUUGGAUCGAAAUUGGUUUGCUCCUGAUGAGGAAGAAAGGAAUACAAAGGGGUGGCGUAAAAACAAAAAGACAAAAAACUCAGUGUCUGAUCCUUCAGAAGGGCACAAUAUGAACCAUGAAAAUAAUGACAAUCCUUGGGAAUGCAACAAUAUGCAGGAUAGUGGAGCUUCAAAAAAAAAAGCACAGGGAUGGAACCAAUGGGAAGACAAUAAAAAUGAUUCAAGAAAUUUGAAUAAUGGCGACAAUCCUUGGGAACCCGGCCUUGCUCAAUGCAAUGGAGGUAUGAUGGACAACGCAUGGGCUCAUUGUGGCGACAAGUCAUGGGGUUGGAAUAAGGUGGGAAACCAUGUCAACCAACCAAGGAAUUGGGACAAAGGUGGCAAUUCUUGGGAGCAUGGCUGUCAGGCUGUGGUCUCAGUGAAGGAUAAAGGAUGGGGUGAUCGUGGGAAUAAAGCUUGGGGCUGGAACCAGCAGGAGCCAAAGAAUUUGUAUAAUAGUAACCAUCCUUGGGAAAGCAGGUUUAAUCCAAAUCCAAAUAGAGGAUGGAGAGAUUGUGGGGGAAAUGCACGGGAUUGGAAACAGUGGGACAAUGAUAAUAAUUAUAAUAAUGAGCUAAAGCAUGGGGAAUUUAGAAGAACUGGUGAAGGUUGGGGAACCAGGGUUGAGGGUUCCUGGAAGAGGGAAGGUUCUCAUCCAUAUGUAGCUACAAAAAGCUCCAAGUAUCAAGGCAUUGGUAACCAAAGAGGUGAUUGCUGGAGGAGGGGGCAAACUAAGAAGAGGGUCAGUUUUGCCCCCUGAUCAGUAGUAAGUGAUGGAGACUUGGCCUUCUGUUUUUUGCUAGUAGAUAUUUCAAUUGCUGAUUUAUCGCAUAUUGCAAAAUUCUGUCCAUGGAGUUGGGAGAAGUGGGUUUUGCAGAUAUGCUAUGGAGCUAUGUAUCUUGUGUUGUUUUCAUACCUCAUAAGCAAAAGGGCAAGUGGUGCGCUUGUGGAAUGCUAUUUUUUCAACACCUACAAGGGAUAAAAUAUGAGAGUCUAGGAGCUGUAGAAGAGCAAGGGAAUCUCAUAUUUGUAGUUUUAAAAGAACACAGAUUUUUUGGACCUCACAUAGUCACAUGAUCAAUGUGGCUUGUGUUUCUUUUACUUGCCAGAGUUGCGAGAGUUUUUUGUUAAUUGAGAUCUUCCAGCAGAUUCUGUUAUUUCCCAAUUUCAUACAGCCUUGUUAUAGUGAUAUCUCUUCUAUCAAGAGGAAACCUGUUUCCCUGGAUUCCCUUAAAUUCCCUUAAAAGUGAUAUGUGGAAUUCGUAAUGUUUAUUUCGGUCUAAACAGUUGGGGAAAUUGGUAUUUA
Messenger RNA from Corylus avellana, 1920 nucleotides. RefSeq lists its product as uncharacterized. The record is from RefSeq and is a predicted model, not a curated record. NCBI's taxonomy places the organism in Eukaryota, Viridiplantae, Streptophyta, Magnoliopsida, Fagales, Betulaceae.